AAGGAGGCGCUUAAUUCUGCAAUAGGUAAUGGUCAAAUAGUGGUGCGGCUUUCUGUUUCAUAAUCCCAAUUCCAAAUUGGUGCCUUUUCCACUCCUUAAAGCGUCACUUUACUCUCUCUCUCUGUAAAUAUCAUCAGCCUUUGCUUAGGUUCCAGGGACAUUGGAGACUUAUUCUAUUUUAACCCUUUCUUCAUUAUGUUCUUAUCUUUUUCAGCCCCACUAUUCUUCUCCUUCUGCUUAUUAAUCAAACAAAUUCUUCUUCUGAGACCAUCAUCAUAGACAUGGAUGACGAGUAUGCCAAGCUUAUUCGGAGGAUGAAUCCUCCCAGAGUGGUAAUUGACAACGACUCCUGCGAGGAUGCAACCAUUAUCCAGGUUGAUAGUGUCAACAAGCAUGGGAUUCUUCUUCAAGUUGUACAGGUUCUGACAGAUUUGAACCUUGUUAUCACUAAAGCAUACAUUUCCUCUGAUGGGGGUUGGUUCAUGGAUGUUUUUAAUGUGACUGAUCAAGAUGGAAAUAAAGUUAGAGAUGAAGAAAUCAUCAACUAUAUUCAAAAGACACUUGAAAAUGAUGAAGUUCUGCUACCCUCUUUGAGAGAAACUGUUGGCUUGAUGCCUUCUGAAGAGCACACGUCCAUUGAACUAAGUGGGACUGAUAGACCUGGUUUAUUGUCUGAAGUGUGCGCAGUUCUUGCUGACCUUAGAUGUAAUGUGGUGAAUGCUGCAAUAUGGACACAUAAUGCUAGGGCUGCAGCUGUGGUUCAUGUAGUCGAUAACAUUACAGGUUGUGCAAUUGAAGACCCAAAACGUCUUGCUACAAUCAAGAAGCUACUUCACAAUGUUCUCAAGUGUAACAAUGAUUUGAAGACUGCAAAGAUGGCACUUUCACCUCCUGGAUUUACGCACCGGGAGAGAAGAUUACACCAGAUAAUGUUUGCUGAUAGGGACUAUGUAAAGGUUAGAAGAGCAGAGCAGGGCAAAGUUGAGGAUUUGAAGUCCAGUCCUUGUAUAAAUGUUUAUGAUUGUAGCGAAAAGGAUUACACUGUGAUCACUAUGAGGUCAAGGGAUCGGCCUAAGCUGUUGUUUGAUAUUGUCUGCACUUUAACUGACAUGCAGUAUGUGGUCUUUCAUGGAGUUGUUCACACAGGGAAGAAGGAAGCUUAUCAGGAAUUCUACAUUCGACAUGUUGACGGGCUUCCAAUAAGCUCGGAGGCUGAGCGAGAUCGUGUGAUACAGUGCCUUGAAGCAGCUAUUGAGAGAAGAGCCUCUGAGGGUUUGGAGCUAGAAUUGUGUACAGAAGAUCGGCUAGGACUACUAUCAGAUAUCACUAGGAUAUUCAGGGAGAAUAGUUUGUGCGUUAAAAGAGCUGAAAUCUCAACAGAAGGUGGGAAGGCAAGGGAUAUCUUUUAUGUCACAGAUGUGACUGGGAAUCCAGUUGACCAAAAGACAGUUGACUCAAUUUGUGAGCAAGUUGGACAAAAUAUUCUGCAUGUUAAGUGGAAUCCUUGUCAUUCAGCAAAGCUACCUGAAGAAGGAACAAUCAGUUACCUCUUUGGGAAUCUCUUCAAAGUUAGAACCCUCCAAAAUCUGAAUCUGAUGAAAUACUACACUUAAGUGGCUGCCUGUAGAAGAAUGGAAAACUUUGUACAUAUGCCAGAAUGGAGAUGUCAGAUAACAAAUAGGAAGUGUAAAUAGAUAUCCUACCCAUUGGUGAAGACCUGUUAGUUUUAUGUAAAUAGUGACCAUUAGAUAGACCAUGUAGAUAGUGAUAUAGUACCAAGAAUACUGAUAAAAGAAACUCUGAAACAUCAGCACUAGCAGAUAUAGCCAAGGGGUCUCUGUAUAUACAUGGUUAUUGUAUAGGUGCAUAUAUCCAUACUAUAUACUUUGUACAGUAUUCACUCUCAGCUAGGAAAGAGAACACAACUAUAAAGUAGACUAUGAUAACUUGUACAGAUACUUAUACUGUGGAGAAAACAAAAUAUGUGUAAGAGCUUAGUGUGGUUUUUUGGCAACUGUGGGUUUAGAUCAAAUGAAAACUUGCCUUGGCUAAAAGCCAUUUGGUUUCCUCA
Messenger RNA from Nicotiana attenuata, 2071 nucleotides. RefSeq names its product ACT domain-containing protein ACR6-like. Lineage: Eukaryota; Viridiplantae; Streptophyta; Magnoliopsida; Solanales; Solanaceae. The record is from RefSeq and is a predicted model, not a curated record. The coding region runs from base 282 to 1613 and encodes 443 amino acids. The transcript has 7 exons.